This is a messenger RNA of Lotus japonicus, 438 nucleotides long. RefSeq names its product nuclear transport factor 2A-like. The transcript is spliced from 2 exons. Gene Ontology annotation, biological process: nucleocytoplasmic transport. The record is from RefSeq and is a predicted model, not a curated record. Gene Ontology annotation, cellular component: nuclear pore central transport channel. Lineage: Eukaryota; Viridiplantae; Streptophyta; Magnoliopsida; Fabales; Fabaceae. The coding region runs from base 1 to 438 and encodes 145 amino acids.
AUGACUUCAAUUCAUUCCACAGAAGAGGAUAACAGUGAUGGGUUUGGAGAAAAUGGGUUUUGUGGGUGGAGAAGAGAAGAGGCAGAUCUGAGUUUUGAGAAAAUGGGUUUUGCUGGUGGAGAAGAGAAAAUGGAUGAAGAAGGAGGAAGAGGGGAAAUCAAAAUGGAUCCAGACGCGUUGGCAAAGGCAUUCAUGGAGCACUAUUACUCAACCUUCGAUUCCAACUGUGCUGCUCUUGCCAAUCUCUAUCAGGAAGGUUCCAUGCUCUCUUUCGAAGGUCAAAAGAUUCAAGGUUCUCAAAACAUCGUCGCUAAACUCACCUCUCUCCCCUUCCAACAGCGCCAUCACUCCAUCACCACCGUUGAUUGCCAACCCUCCGGCGCCAACGCCGCCAUACUCGUCUUCGUCAGCGGCAACCGCCAAACUAUUCAUGAAUGA